ACCUCCACACGAGAACAUGCCUCUCGCAAAGGAUCUCCUUCAUCCCUCUCCAGAAGAGAAGAGGACACACAAGAAGAAGCACCUGGUGCAGAGCCCCAAUUCCUAUUUCAUGGAUUUGAAAUGCCCAGGAUGCUAUAAAAUCACCACCAUCUUUAGCCAUGCACAAACAGUAGUUUUGUGUGUUGGCUGCUCUACCAUCCUCUGCCAGCCUACAGGAGGAAAAGCAAGGCUUACAGAAGGAUGCUCCUUCAGAUGGAAGCAGCACUAAAAGCCCCUGGAAUCAAGAUG
This is a messenger RNA of Balaenoptera musculus (blue whale), 288 nucleotides long. RefSeq names its product 40S ribosomal protein S27-like. Bases 17 to 268 code for a protein of 83 amino acids. NCBI's taxonomy places the organism in Eukaryota, Metazoa, Chordata, Mammalia, Artiodactyla, Balaenopteridae. Gene Ontology annotation, molecular function: RNA binding; structural constituent of ribosome. Gene Ontology annotation, cellular component: cytosolic small ribosomal subunit; ribosome. The record is from RefSeq and is a predicted model, not a curated record. The transcript has a single exon. Gene Ontology annotation, biological process: translation; ribosomal small subunit assembly.